Chlorocebus sabaeus (green monkey) is the source of this 965-nucleotide messenger RNA. Lineage: Eukaryota; Metazoa; Chordata; Mammalia; Primates; Cercopithecidae. The record is from RefSeq and is a predicted model, not a curated record.
AUGUCUGGACUCUAGAAGAUACUCUGAUUCAAGAGGAUGUAAAGAAAUUCUCUAAGUCAAUAGGAAAAAUAGAAGAAACCCAAAUGGGCAAUGAGUGCAUGGGAACUCACCUCAGUGGAACGGAGGGAAUGGCAAGCCAGCCCACUGAAGCCCACUGGCAACACAGGACAAGCCUGCAAAGCAGAGACAGCCCCUCCAGGAAGAGCAGCCAGGCCUUGGGAGGACAUGGCCUCAGGACCAGAUCCAGGGAGGACACAGUCACUAACCCCUGGCUCAUCUGGCAGGUGUGGGCAGCAGCCAGGCCCGUGGCUUCACCAGCUCCCCCUGAUCUCUGCCUUCAGCUGUCCUGUAACCUGGGUCGGGCACCUAUGCAGCUUUAUGGCAGGCAGAGAUGUACCACCCACAUCCCCUUUCCAGGUAGGGCUUGCUGUCCUGGUUGUAGCGAGUGUGGCAGCAGAUGGCCUCCAGCUAUCAGCAACUUCAGAGAGCUGCCUUGCCUGAGGUCCCAUCCCUUCUGGGGAAGCUCCCGUCUGCCAGACGGGCUACAAAAGCACAGUGGACACCAUGAUGGGCAAAUAUGGCUCAUGGGAGCACCACUGGUGGCUGAGGCACUGUUGGGCCACAUAGCAGUUGACUUUGCCCUCUCCACCUUCUUUUCACAAGAGUUGAUCCCAAUAAACAUCCAUCCUCUUCCAUCCCAAACUGUCUUGGCAUCUGCUUCUGGAGAGCCCAGCCUGGGGCAAGUUUCAUGGGAAAGGGCACGUCUCCUGCAAGUUACCUGUGACCAGGAAGAUGGAGGAGGGAGAUGUGUCCCCAUGGGUUCCAGUUUGUCCUUGCUCGUCCCCUUCACGCUCGCCUGUGCUUCCUGAAUGUAACCAAGAUACAGCAACUUCAGGCCCACCAUCAAACUUACCAGCUCAAGCACUACAGAGGGUAUAACUCCUUUAAUAAAUCCCUUGUUCCAG